Messenger RNA from Aspergillus steynii IBT 23096, 231 nucleotides. Its product is annotated as cytochrome c oxidase subunit 7. The transcript has 5 exons. NCBI's taxonomy places the organism in Eukaryota, Fungi, Ascomycota, Eurotiomycetes, Eurotiales, Aspergillaceae. The record is from RefSeq and is a predicted model, not a curated record. Bases 1 to 231 code for a protein of 76 amino acids.
AUGUUCCGCACCGCCCCUCGUAUGGCCGGAUUCGUGUUCCGCGAGAACCGUGUCCCCUUCUACCAGCGUCUUUUCCAGCAGCACGACGGCAAGCGUCAGUGGUGGAAGACCGACCGCAGCCCCUACGUCAUGUACCCCUACCUCCUCUCCGUCUACGGCCUGGGUCUUGCUACCACCUACGCCAUGGGCCGUAUGGUUUUUGGCCACAAGACCUGGUUCGGCAAGAACUAG